Messenger RNA from Ceraceosorus guamensis, 2892 nucleotides. RefSeq lists its product as hypothetical. NCBI's taxonomy places the organism in Eukaryota, Fungi, Basidiomycota, Exobasidiomycetes, Ceraceosorales, Ceraceosoraceae. The transcript is spliced from 5 exons. Bases 1 to 2892 code for a protein of 963 amino acids. The record is from RefSeq and is a predicted model, not a curated record. Gene Ontology annotation, molecular function: myosin binding.
AUGAACAUGGACAGUGCAGGUCCCACCAUCAUGAUCCGCGCUGCAACCGGCAAUUCGGCGCUACCUCUUUCACCCAAUCCCUCAUCAGAGCACGGAAGCGCUUCCGCCUUUGGCUGGGAGCACGACCGUCGUGGAAGCAGAGGCGGAGCUGGCUUGGGGUCAGCGAUGGGCAGCAGGACAGGUGCUUCACAUCAGCCGCAACCGCUCGCGAUGCCUAGCGGACAGCAUCUCAUCAAGACCAACGCGCCCAAUCCCAACCGCAUGGCCGCUCGGGAAAAGCUUGCCAAGUGGGGCUUGCUGCCUCUCGUUGUGUUCGCGCUGGAGGUAUACAGGACGUUGAAAGCGCUCAGCAGAGAGGUGUUCGUUCCGCUGUUUUCGGCUGGCAUCCAUCUCAUUCUGGGCGCUGUAGCGCUUGUGCCGAAACAAGACGCCAGCCAGUCAUUGCGUCCUUCAGGAUCAGGCCCAGGCAAGGCGGCGCAGAAGGCUGCCCAGGAUGCAGCUCCAAGCUCUGAGACAUGGAAGCACACCCUCGCCACGUCCUUCCUGCUCUCUCGCCAGCUCACCAUCUCCGCAUAUCCCAACCCACAUCCAACCAAGCAGACAGCCUCACCGAGCGCGCUUGCGAAGCUCGUACCCAAGACUCAGCGAUGGCGCAGACCCCUCUUGGUACCUAGACGUACAUCGGCUUUACCUGCGCUUAGCAAGGCCGGUCGAAUGAUCAGAACCGGAACCACUGUUGGAGUCCUGGCGCUGCUGGUGAUGCUCUCUUGGCGCUCGUGGCUACGCUUCACCUCUGCGGCGAUCUGUUGCGCGUGGGCAAUGCUCUUCAGAGCUCCGGAGCUGUGGCACUCGCUGCGUGACUGGGAUGCUUCGAGCGCGGAGCAGAAUGCGGGAUCUACCAGCCAGCAUGCCGACGACUUUGUGCAGGCUGCCUACAAUUUCGAUCGGAGCAUUAAUCGGGCACUCAGCGCGGUGCAGGAGGUCGAGUUGGUGGCGCGGGGAUACAAGCUCUCCUCUUCCACGGGCAACAAUUUGUCCCGCACCGGCUCUUUGCGCAAGGGACAAGAGUCGUCAGGUGCUCCGCAGAAUCUUCGUCUCUCGCAUUUACGUCAAGACGUGGCGACGGCGCUUGACAAUGUCUGGCGAGCGUGCAUGCAGACGUCCAGCGAACUGUCGCCUUUGGUUGACCAGCAGGAAUUAGCUGUUCUUCGUCACAUGUACUCCUUGAAUGAGGGGUCUGAAGAUGGCUUGGACGUUUCUUCCCACAAUUUAGCAUCCUCAUUCGAUUCUCCGUUUGGACGUACGCACAGCAUCGACGUGCACGCUGCGAACGCAGAUGGCAGAUCGCCCCAAAUGUUGGCGCACUCUGCACCGGUGGGAUCGCGAUCACGCCCGCUGUCCCUCAGCAUGACUUCACCGAUCCGAAGCUCAGCGAGAAACUCGAUCCUAGACCCUUCCAUAUUCAGCACGCUGAAUACACCCGCAUCUGCUUCAGCAUCUACAUCGACAUUUGAGGAGACAUCUUCACAAGGCCCCAGUGUAACGCCCACUGGCCACAAGAGGCUGUCCCUUCUCUCUGAUGGAGGCACGUCAAGCCUUGGGCGCCAAUCGAGUCUGCGGCGCGGUCUGCCACGUUCGCGCGGCUCAGACACUGAUCACUCGGCCACAUCUCCAGUGACCGGCAGGCCCACUUCGAGACUGGCGUACGUGAGCGAGAAAGGCGACGAUGAUGCGCCUAGCGCCGUAGAAACUGCAGCUUUAAAGCGUCUGAGCUACAACAGUACGACAUCAGCGUCGACGUCGACUUCACCUUCCUUGGGAGUUCCAAAUAGUACCGAAUCGGGUGCGCCUGGCCACUCUGCUCCCCCUGUCAGUCAGUCGGCGAGCUGGACGCCGGCAACAGGCAGUCGGCCGACGAGCACUACGCUGACCACCACGAGCAACGGCGAAAGCCCCUUGAAGCGCGCUGGCUCUCCUGAACCAGGACGUGUCUCUGUCAGCAAUCCUCCCGAUUCUCGCAGGCUAUCGGGCAACCAAUGGGCGAACAUGUCGGGCUUCUCUCACCUGAGUAGUGCAGCUAGUGCACAGCAUCAAGCUCCAUCCUCCAAUCUGCACUUGGCUGAAAUGAAGGGCGCCUUCGAGCACAUGCAUUACACUCGAAAGUUGACUAUCUCACACCUUCUUUCACUACGCAGCGGUGCCGAAACGGGCCACCCUCGCUCCAAGCACGUCGGCGACAGCUCGGACGCCCAAGCGCAAGACCCUUGGUCUCUCGCUGAACCGAUUGUCGGUCGAUUGUGCGCCGAGAUGCGAUUCCAACAGGAGCGCAUUGAUCUCGCCGUCCGCGAUGCCAUGAUCGGCUCGACGACCCCGAAUUCCAGAGGAGGCUCAAGAGGUCAGACAGAAGGAACAGCGCAAUCCAGUGGAGAUCACACUGGUUUCGAGGACCGCAGUAAUGCUUUCGGGCUCUUGCUACGCACGCUGCAGGUCAAGCUCAGAGCAGCUGCAGGCGAGGUUGAAGUUGGCGCUCCAACGCAAUUGCAUGGUGUGGAAUCUGCAUCCAGCGACGAGAUUACGCAAUCGCCCCUCUCGGGCAUGCAAAACGCCAGUCUCACCCAGGUAGAAGCUGCAACCAGGCUUUUUGAAGGCAUGAGAGAUGAUCUUCUCGCGCUCUCAGCAGAGUGGGAGUCUGGUCUGAAGAUUUUGCGAGCGGAGCAACGACGCAGGCAACAGGUCAGCAGCGAAGAGGCAAGCCAGGAGAACAAAGCGCCCACGGAAGCUUCUGCAGCGCAGUCAGCCAGCUCCAAGCUGGACUCUCCGCAAGAGGCAGACGAAGAUGAGUUGGAAACCGAUCUAGUGGCACAGGCACGGAGAUAUGCCGACUGGUCCUGA